CUGUGUCGCACGUCCUCAGUCGCAAAGCGGCCGCGACGCGCGCCACCCGCUUCGCACUACGCGCGCAUAUUAUGACAGUGACGUGAUGGAACCCAAAGAGUUCGGUGCGGUUCCCGGCUUACCGGCCGGCCUGGACUAUUUUAUGAUGCCUCGAAUGAGCCAACCUGCACCGCAGUUUGAUUUCCGUAAGCUCGGCGCCAGCUUCAGCAGCCGGGACGAUGACAAGAUCGACGAUUGCCGGUCGCCCGAGUACGUGUCGGACAGGCGCGACCCGCCGCCGGCCCCAUGGCCCCUCGGCCUCGGCGUCCAGUUCGUCAACCCCGCGACUGGCAAGAAGAGAGUUCAGUGCAACGUCUGCCUCAAGACUUUCUGCGACAAAGGCGCGCUCAAAAUUCAUUUUUCGGCGGUGCACCUGCGAGAGAUGCACAAGUGUACAGUGGAAGGAUGCACCAUGAUGUUCAGUUCACGGCGGUCGAGGAAUCGCCACAGUGCUAACCCAAAUCCAAAGUUGCAUUCGCCCCACGUGCGUCGUAAAAUCUCAGCUCACGACGGGCGCUCUGCACAACCGUUCCCGUUGCUGCCUGCGCUGGCGCGGCUGCCCAUUCCUCCGCCCGGCCUGCUGCCUCCGGAACUAGCGGCUCGUCUGCCGCCUCCACUGACCGGGCCUUCGGGACCAACACCUCUUCCUCCGCGUGUGCCUCUUGACGAUCUUCGUAACUUCAGUGAAAUUGAAAAAAUGUACAGAAAACUUCCUCAUCCAGAAGAGCAUUCGCGUAGUGCACUCGAUCUCGUCAAACCUCAUAUUAUGCACGAAGAAGAGUCUAAUAACUAUAGUGAAAUAAAUGAUGAUGUUUCUGAUGAUGAGCAAAAGGAUAAGUCUGAUGAACGGACUGAAACUCUAGCUGCCGAAAGGCUGCAUUAUGAAGACGAGCCUGAAGAUUUAAGUGUGAAUAGAAACAAAGACGAUACCAAACCCGUUGUUGUGAAACCUGAUAGUGUAAACAGCCGCGCUGACCCCACCGUUUCAGACGAUAAGACGUCGUCCCUCGUUCCUAACAAACGUAAAAGGAAAAGUGGCAAUCCUACUCGGUGUUCACAAAGCAACGAAUAUAUUGUGUCCGACGAAGAAUACAACGCCGAUUUAUUUAGAAACCUGUCAACGCCGUCCUCGAGCCGUGCUGAAGAGGAGCCUUUAUCACUCAAGAAACAAAAGCCUGAAAACAAGGAGCCAUUUCAGAACGGCGAGGAAGCUACUGUGGACUCGGAAUCGGUGACGCGCGUUAAGGCUGAAAGUGAAUCGGACGAUGAGUCAAGUGCUCCAAGCGUUGUACGUGAAGGCUUGAGAUUGCGUUCCGAUCUGUACACCCCUAGUGACAGCGGGAGUGACUUACAUACUCUAGAGGAGCGCUUAGCGAGAGCGAGAUCACCGUCCGCCAGCAGUGACAGAACCGAUGACAGGUCAGACAUCAAUGAUCUAGAAAUCCCAAUAGAUGAUGAGAACCCAGACAGAUGCACAGCUUGCGGAAAAGUAUUUCAAAACCAUUUCACGCUGCGUAUGCAUUACAGAAACGACCAUUUAAAAUUACUUCACCCAUGCGAAGUAAAUGGUUGUGAUGCGGCCUUUCCUUCGCGGCGUAGUCGAGACAGACACAGCUCGAACGUUGACCUCCAUCGUCGACUGUUGUCCACCAGUUCGCCAGACAGCCGGGAACAGCGCCCAGCAUUCGAAGUAAACGCAGAACUCUUAAAUAAAUUAUACGCCGAUAUCAAAGGGCUUGCAUCUACUCUGGAAAGCUUACGAUACGGUGGCAACGAGGAAGCGAGUCAGCUUCCCAGUUACGUGUCUGAAACUAUGAAAUUCUACAGUCGGAAUCUGUCUGCGCUGCAGGCAGGAUUGUUUCCACAAUUUGGCGAGCGGGGGUUUUUCCCGUCUCCUUUUCUGAUGGGUAACGGGGCCCCGCAGGCUGGCGGCGGGCCGUACGGCGCUCCCGCUGGCGCUCAGUCAGCGCGGGAGUCCCUGUCGCCGCUGUCGGCGUCGUCGCCGCCGGUCAUCUCGCCCGGCAGGCUGGACGCAGCGCACGCUCGCCCGCGGGACGACGCCAACCUGCUUUUUCGCGAGACCUCCGAGUCGUUCAAGAAGAUGACCUCCCUGUGUGAGCGCCAGGAGCAGCUGUACCAGCACCACGUCCCGGUGUCAUGACGCAGCCGCCACCCGCGCUCGCCUUGGUGAUACCUCACGUCUUGAAGCGACACAGACUUUGUAUAUUUAAUUGUUAAUAAUUUUAAUUGUGUUAAUUCUAUUUCGUAUUUCGUUUUUGUAUUUUCUUGUGAUAUUUAGACAAAUAUAUCGUAAUUAUCGAUCCCACGAACUGUAAGUUAAUAGGGAUAGCAGCUUGGGUGUUGAGUUGGCGUUUGUGAAGCGAAGUGCAAUACGGACUCGAAUAUUAUAAAUAUUAAUGGACUUGGCGUACGACAUGAUAUCGUGUAGAGUAUUCGUAAUUGAUGUUGAAAGUAAACGUUAUAAUGAUCAGCUUCAUUUAUUGUUCUGGCGCAAUAAACUCAUUGAGGAAAAAAUGUA
Messenger RNA from Trichoplusia ni (cabbage looper), 2578 nucleotides. Its product is annotated as zinc finger protein basonuclin-2-like. Bases 86 to 2200 code for a protein of 704 amino acids. Gene Ontology annotation, biological process: regulation of DNA-templated transcription. The transcript has a single exon. Gene Ontology annotation, cellular component: nucleus. Lineage: Eukaryota; Metazoa; Arthropoda; Insecta; Lepidoptera; Noctuidae. The record is from RefSeq and is a predicted model, not a curated record.